CCAUUACAUCGUAAAUAUAUCAAGAUGGCUGCCCUACGAAAAUCCGAAGAUGGACCCAAAAGCAGCAGCACAAAAGUUGUCGAUUUGACAGAUAGUCAAUCCACAACUCGGAGUGUUUCGCCGUCGGAACUCAACACGUUAAUGGAACGCUUGUCAUGCAAACCCGUCUACAAGCCAGAUUUAAUAUCAAAAAUCACAAAAACGCACAAAGUCAAUGCAGAAAGGCGCAAAGCUCAGAUCGUCGAAGAAAAAAAACAUUACAAUCUACGUAGCAAUAAGACAGAUGAGGCGAUGAAAUCCUUCCGGAAACGCUCUUCGGGCAUUUCUGAGACUGUGGAUCAACUUAUGCAACGCAUCGACGACGGAAUCGAGGAAGAGGAGGAAGAAAAAAAAGUCGCAUAUCCCCAAAUCACAGCUGAACAUCAAAAAAUUAUCAAAUAUGCAUUGUACGGAGAUGCUCCGGACAAAGUGAUUAUCGAAAAGUUCAAUCUGCGAAUCACGAGAAACGAUUUGAACACGCUCGUAGGUGUCACGUGGUUAAAUGACAAAGUAAUUAACUUUUAUAUGAACCUCCUGAUGAAACGGGCGAAACAAAGAACGGAUCUUCCGAAGGCGUAUUGCUUCGAUACGUUCUUUAUUCCGACGUUGAUGCAGCGCGGGCAUGGCGGCGUACGUCGCUGGACCCAAAAAGUCGAUCUUUUUUCGUACGAUUUGAUUCCUGUGCCCGUUCAUGUGGGCGGCGCGCAUUGGUGCAUGGCAAUUAUCCGGAUGAAGGAGAAAAUUAUUCGGUAUUACGAUUCGAUGGGAAAUCCGAAUCAGCAGGUGCUCGAUGCCCUUGAGCGAUAUUUGAUCGACGAGUCCAUGGAUAAGCGGAAAAUCGCACUCGAUACGAGCGAUUGGAAGAAGGAGAGUAUCAGAGACUGCCCGCAACAACGGAAUGGCAGCGAUUGCGGCGUCUUCAGUUGUAUGAAUGCGGAACACUUGACGCGAAAUGCACCACUGAAGUUUAGUCAGAACGAGAUGCCCUACUUUAGACAAAAAAUGGUUCUGGAAAUUGCCACGGGCAAGCUACUCACUUAACUCGUUUAAAUCAUCUAAAAUAUCUCUUUUACUCCAAUCUAACCUUUUUUUAUUAUUAUUUUAUUAUUAUUAUUAUUUAUUUAUUUGGGUGUUUUAUAAAUGUCUUGUUAUCAAU
Molecule: messenger RNA, 1195 nt
Organism: Culicoides brevitarsis
Lineage: Eukaryota; Metazoa; Arthropoda; Insecta; Diptera; Ceratopogonidae
Product: sentrin-specific protease 1-like
Exons: 3
Coding region: 25-1080 (351 amino acids)
Biological process (GO): protein desumoylation; proteolysis
Cellular component (GO): nucleus
Molecular function (GO): deSUMOylase activity
Source: RefSeq, a predicted model, not a curated record